AUGAUGAAGAAGAUGUUGGACACUCCUCCUCUCAUCUCCCUCGCCUGUCUCCUCCUCCUCCUCCUCCUCUCUUGCGCCGCUGCCCAAAGCCCGAUAUUCGACAUGAAAGGCGAUGAGCUGGAAACCGGCGUCCAGUACCGCAUCAGGUCGGCCACCUGGGGUAUCCGCGAAGGGGACCUCACCGCGGACAACCUGGACACCUGCCCUCUCAACGUUGUCCUGGCCAACUCCGGGCCAGGCCUCCCUGUGACCUUCCACCUGCCCGACGCAUCGAAAGAGGCUUCGCGUCCCGUCCUCACCUCCACCAACCUCAACAUCCAGUUCGUGACGGCCUCCGCCGGCUCGUCGUGCAACGACGGCGGCGUCUGGGCUGCCCGAAUCGACCCCAUCCUCGGGGCGUUCUUGGUGAGUACGGGUGGCGAGCUAGGGGCCCUGAUCAGCACGUUCCAGAUCAAGCCGCAGGGGGCAUUCCACAAGCUGGUGUACUGUGUCGUGGGCCUGUGCAAGGACCUCACCAUCUUGGAUGGCCAGCGCCUGGGCACGACCUUCGACCCGUUGGGAUCUCACAAGCCGUUGAUAGUGAUCUUUGAGCGAGUUCAAGCUGACGACGACGCCACCAUCAAGAUUAAGAUGCCUACUGAUGAAUAA
This is a messenger RNA of Striga hermonthica, 648 nucleotides long. The record is from the annotation of a GenBank genome assembly. NCBI's taxonomy places the organism in Eukaryota, Viridiplantae, Streptophyta, Magnoliopsida, Lamiales, Orobanchaceae.